Messenger RNA from Schizophyllum commune H4-8, 3101 nucleotides. RefSeq lists its product as uncharacterized. Gene Ontology annotation, biological process: protein transport to vacuole involved in ubiquitin-dependent protein catabolic process via the multivesicular body sorting pathway. The transcript is spliced from 9 exons. The record is from RefSeq and is a predicted model, not a curated record. Bases 91 to 2850 code for a protein of 919 amino acids. NCBI's taxonomy places the organism in Eukaryota, Fungi, Basidiomycota, Agaricomycetes, Agaricales, Schizophyllaceae. Gene Ontology annotation, molecular function: ubiquitin binding; phosphatidylinositol binding. Gene Ontology annotation, cellular component: ESCRT-0 complex.
GUCGUCAUUCGUACAGCUGCUGAGCUUGACUGCGCCUGUCACCAAGUCCGACGGAUACCCUACGCCUCAGCGCGGCGGACAGCACCAACGAUGUUCGGCGGCUCUGGAACGAACCCCUACGACGACCUCGUCAAUAAGGCGACGGACGAGAACUUGACAUCCGAGAACUGGGAGAUCAUCCUCAAUCUCUGCGACAAGGUCACCGAUGAAGGCCCCGAAGGCGCACGCAGCGCCCUGGCGUCACUCCUCAAGCGACUCGUGCACAGGAACCCCAACGUACAGCUCUACGCGCUCUCCGUCGCGGAAGCGUUGUCCAAGAACUGCGGUGUAGAGGUCAAUCGCGAGAUCGCCAGUCGCGCGUGGACACAGGGAUUGGAGAAGGUCAUCACCGACAGGAAUACCCAUGACAAGGUCCGCAAGCGGGCUCUUAGCCUCAUCGCGCAAUGGACGGAUGAAUUCCGGGACGAUGAGACGCUCGGAAUCAUGGAGGAUUGCUACAAUUCCCUGAAAGCGAAGAACUACAAGUUUGAAACGCCGGAUGAGCCACCACCUCCAGCGGUCGAUGACGAGAUUAGGCGGAGGGAAGAAGAGGAGCUGCAACGCGUCCUGGAGAUGAGCAUGCAAGAUCGCGGGGGGCGCGGCGCAUGGUCCGACUUCACCUCCAACGGAGAUACGGCAGGCUCAUUCGGCAGCGGCGGGGGAUACAGCGGUGGGUAUGCACCCGCCGCCGCCCCAGCUGCCGCUGCCGCUCCCGCACCUGCUGCACAACCAUACUCUGCACCCCAAUCAGCCGUAUCGCACGUAACCUCAUCUCCUGCACCUUACAGCGCGACGCCCGCAUAUUCAUCGUCCAUAUCAUCCGUGGGAGCGACGACUACGACGAGCUCUCCUGCAACUCCUGCACCUGGACAAGGGAACGGAAUCAUCACCCGUGUGCGAGCAUUAUAUUCCUUCGAACCGACCGAGCCGGGUGAACUGGCAUUUGAGAAGGGUGACAUUAUCAAGGUCGUAGACCGCGGAUACAAGGAUUGGUGGCGUGGUCAAUCCAAGGGCCGUACGGGCAUAUUCCCUGUCAACUACGUGGAACCCUUGCCGGAGCCGUCAGCAGCUGAACUCGCGCGCGAAGCGGAAGCGGAAGCCGCAGUCUUCGCACAAGCGGUUAAUGUAGAUCGCUUGCUCAAUAUGCUGAAGUCGCUCGAUCCUGCACGCGACAAUUUGGCGGACAACGAGGAGAUACAGGAGCUCUACCAUUCUUGCAUGUCACUUCGCCCGAAGAUUGUCAAGCUCAUCGACAAGUACAGCCAGAAGAGGGCCGACCUUGUGUCAAUGAACGAGGCCUUCGUACGCGCUCGUACCAUCUUCGACAGGAUGAUGGAGGAUAGCUUGCAGCGCAACACAUACGAGCCGAGCCCCUACAGUGCGCCUGGCGCUUCCCCUUACGGCCAGCGACCAGACACUGCUUAUGGCCCUCAGCGUCCCGACUCGCGUGCGGCGGCCCAGUAUGCUGCAUAUCCACCGCAACCGUAUGCCCAGCCGGGCUACCCAUCUCCUGCGGGGUAUGAAGGCUACCCGCCACCGACGCCGGGAGCCGCCUAUGUACCGCCAACCCCAGGAUAUCCUCAAGGGGCCUAUGGUCCCCAGCAACCUGCGGGUGCACCUGCAUACGGCCCUCAACAGCCCGGACCUUACGGAUACCCGCAGCAACCCCCGCCCCAGGGGUACACUUCGCCACCGGGUGCUUAUCCGCAACAGGCAGCAUACUCUGGACAGGGUGGCCCGCAGUCGUAUCCGCCUCAGGCCGACCCUCAGGCGCACGCGCAAGCACCACCUCAACAAAGCCCCAACAUUCCGCCCCAGAAGCAGCCCUCCUUGGGACCCGCUCCCUUCCAGCAGCCUCAGCAGGCUCCUGCAGGCUAUCCUGAGCCGACCGGCUCGCCUGCUGCUGCACCGCAGCCGUACGAGAACCCCAUACCCACUCAACCUUACGGUGCUUCGCCCUAUCCCGCGCAAGCUGGUUCGCCUCAGCCGCAUGUUCAGCCUCAAGCUACGCUGUCGCAGCAAUCAUUGCAUAUCCAGACUUCGCCGCAGCAGCCUGAACCCCAGCAGCAGCAACCGGUGCAGCAGCAGCAGCAGCCGAUCCAGCAACAGCAGCAGCCUAUCCAGCAACAACCCCAGCAGGUUCAGCAGCAGCCUCAGUCGGCAGUACAGCAGCAGCCAGCGGUACAGCAGCAGCCUCAGCUUGCUCAGCAACCUAUCGCGCAGGAGCAGCAACCCAUCACGCAGGGACCUCCAUACGUGUACGACCCGCAAGCGAAGUACGCGGACCCGAACGUCCAGGCGUGGGCGAACUACUACGCUCACGGCGGUCGCGACCCUGCUGGCGCUGUCUACUUCUUCAGCGUGCCAAGCGUCACAGAAGAGUUGCCCAACCCGAACGGGCCACCGCAGACUAGCCAGCCGCAAGCGCAAGGAGGCGAUAACGCAUCGACACUGCAGCGGGCAGACUCGAGCGGCGGCGCGUCCGUACUGAGCGCAGGAGCGUCUACCGUGCGCGCAAAUUCGAUAGGCGGCGCGUCGAUGAUGAGCGCGGCGACCGUGCAGCCGAGUGCUGGACCCGAGCUCGCGAACCCGCAUGCGGCGCAGCCGGAGGUCAGCGCGGCCAGCCCUUCGUCGGCGGCACCUGCGGAGGCUCACCAUGCAUCGACGCCGUCGUGGGUCCUUCCUAAGCGUACACCUGGUACAGGCUUGAUGGGUGGUGCUCCGCGCAGUGCCUCUGGUGGUGCAGAAGAUGGUGUGCAUGGCAUGCAGGGUCAAUUUGCAGCGAUGAACGUGGGCAGUGGCGCAGCGUAGUCUUGUGUUUGCCGUUGUGUUCUGAAGCCCAGUCCCUCCACUAUUUAUCUAUUCCUCUGUUAUACCUUCUUUGAGUAACAAGGAACACUUAUGUGCUUGGCAGACUACCUGUUCGCGCCUAUUCGUUUUCUGCAUACUAAGAGACCCCUUUCAGCCCGCUGCCGAGGGCAGCUGACGCGACCGUGGCACGCACAUGCGUGAUGUCACGGUUCAUCUCAACUCCUUAUUCAGGCUCUGACCCUUGCGCUGAC